CGGGCCGGCCAACGACCUUUGCUUCCUCUUCCCGCAUGUUCCUCUCCUCACCCUCUUGGCCUCUUCCUGCCCGCUCGACGCUCGUCAUCGAGCUCUCUGCGGAUCCGGACCUGAGCGAUUCGGUCGGUCGCGCGCAAGCUCAAGAAAAAGCAGCUGGUUCUCGGUGGUCUGUGAGAAUUCGGUGCAGAAAGACCUGAAGAAUUCGAAGAAACAGACAGGGCGUGGAGAAUUCCAGACUUGCAGGGUUGUAUCGUAUCGUAUGGAUGGGUUGCCUGAGGAGCUGUGCAUCAAGAUCUUCCGCCUGCUGGAUCACCCGUCCCUCGCCGCUGCUCCACAAGUUUGCAGGAAAUGGAACGCGUUGACCUGCGACAACGAGCUCUGGCGGAAGCUGUUUGAGGAUAGAUGGGGAGCGGAUGCUACGGCAUUCUACGCGCCAGAGCCAGAGGCUUCCAAGCCAUGGAAGGAUGUCUUUGUUGUGCAGGACAGAUGCGACCGAUACGGGCUGGGUGUCAGGAUUAUCAGAGAAGGAAAUGACUACUACCUGAUUCACCAAGGUGAGAUCCAGAGCUACCUGGGUACGAGCUGCGGUGCCAAAGAUGCACAGCUGCAGAGUGCUGAUGCCGAGAAGAGGCAGAUAUCUGAUCGAAUCCUCUUCUUCCUGGGGGACCUGGAGGCUGCUUGUGCAAAUGCCAAACGUGUCAAGGCAUGACGGUUUCGUUUAGGAAGAAACUAACUGUCGAAUGUCCGUGUAUCAUUCCUCUUCUUGUUUUGCAUACCUCGUGCAUAGGUCUGUAUUGAGUAUGUAUCUUACGCUCCUGCUCCAUUGUGUUUCGCCUUCGACUCGCAUAUUCUUACUGUGUAAGGCAUGACGGUGUGGUUCAGAAAGAAACUAACCCUCGAAUGUCCACAUAAUUCCUGUUCUUGCUUUGCAUACCCCGUGCAUAGGGCUACAUUGUAUUGUAUCUUAAACUCCUGUUUCCAUUGUGUUUGCCUUUGCCUCGAA
Molecule: messenger RNA, 1003 nt
Organism: Brachypodium distachyon (stiff brome)
Lineage: Eukaryota; Viridiplantae; Streptophyta; Magnoliopsida; Poales; Poaceae
Exons: 3
Coding region: 260-709 (149 amino acids)
Biological process (GO): SCF-dependent proteasomal ubiquitin-dependent protein catabolic process
Cellular component (GO): SCF ubiquitin ligase complex
Molecular function (GO): protein binding
Source: RefSeq, a predicted model, not a curated record